AUGUCUAAAAGACACACCAAGAGUCAAUCAACAUAUGUAUGUAAUAAUUACUCAAUUGAUGAGCCUUACUAACUUUUAUAGGCUUUUGACAAUACUGCAACCAAUGUUGCUGCUUCUCAAAUGAGAAAUGCUUUAAAUAAUUUAUCAGAUACUGUUACUGAAGAUAAACAAAGAUUUGAAAAUGAAAUGGAUAAUUUUUUUUCAUUAUUUAGGAGAUAUCUUCAAGAAAAAGCUAGUGGUACUACUUUAGAAUGGGAUAAAAUUAGAUCGCCAAAUCAAGAUGAAGUUGUUGAUUAUUCGAAAUUGGAAGAAUCUUCUUCAACAAAUUUAGAUAAAUUGGCAGUUUUAAAAUUAAAUGGUGGUUUAGGUACUUCAAUGGGUUGUGUUGGUCCAAAAUCAGUAAUUGAAGUUAGAGAUGGUAAUACAUUUCUUGAUUUAUCAGUUAGACAAGUUGAACAUUUAAAUAGAAAAUAUGAUGUUGAUGUUCCAUUAUUAUUAAUGAAUUCAUUUAAUACUGAUGCUGAUACUGCUAAAAUUAUUAGAAAAUAUCAAGGUCAUAGAAUUAGAGUUAAAACUUUUAAUCAAUCAAGAUUUCCAAGAAUUUUUAAAGAUUCUUUAUUACCAGUUCCUGAAAAUUAUAAUGAUUCAUUAGAAUGUUGGUAUCCACCAGGUCAUGGUGAUUUAUUUGAAGCUUUAGUACAAAGUGGUGAAUUGGAUGCAUUAUUGGAACAAGGUAAAGAAAUUUUGUUUGUUUCAAAUGGUGAUAAUUUAGGUGCUACAGUUGAUUUAAAGAUUUUAGAUCAUAUGCUUCAAACUAAUUCUCAAUAUUUAAUGGAACUUACUCCUAAAACUCGUGCUGAUGUUAAAGGAGGAACAUUAAUUAAUUAUAAUGGUGAAGUUAGAUUACUUGAGAUUGCUCAAGUUCCAAAAGAACAUGUAGAAGAAUUUAAAUCAAUUAAAAAAUUUAAAUAUUUUAACACAAACAAUUUAUGGAUUAAUUUGAAAGCUAUUAAACAAUUAGUUAAUAAUAAUGCAAUAACUGUAGAAAUUAUACCAAAUCAAAAAACAAUUGGUAAUUCUAAUGUUUUACAAUUGGAAACUGCAGUUGGUGCAGCUAUCAGACAUUUUAAAGGUGCUCAUGGUGUUGUUGUUCCAAGAUCGAGAUUUUUACCAGUUAAAACUUGUUCAGAUUUAUUACUUGUUAAAUCAGAUUUAUUUUAUUUAGAACAUGGUGCAUUAAAAUUAGAUCCAACAAGAGAUGGAUUUUCAAAUCCAUUAAUUAAAUUGGGUUCACAUUUUAAAAAAGUUUCUGGUUUUCAACAAAGAAUUCCUCAUAUGCCAAAAAUUUUAGAAUUAGAUCAUUUGACAAUUACUGGUAAUGUUUCAAUUGGAAAGGGUGUUCAAUUAAAAGGUACUGUUAUUAUUGUUUGUAAUGAUGGUGAUAAAAUUGAAAUUCCAAAUGGUUCAAUUUUAGAAAAUGUUGUUGUUACGGGUAAUUUAACUAUAUUAGAACAUUAA
Messenger RNA from Insectozyma verbasci, 1518 nucleotides. Lineage: Eukaryota; Fungi; Ascomycota; Pichiomycetes; Serinales; Debaryomycetaceae. The record is from the annotation of a GenBank genome assembly.